Molecule: messenger RNA, 3594 nt
Organism: Lucilia sericata (common green bottle fly)
Lineage: Eukaryota; Metazoa; Arthropoda; Insecta; Diptera; Calliphoridae
Gene: PIG-O
Product: GPI ethanolamine phosphate transferase 3
Exons: 7
Coding region: 265-3549 (1094 amino acids)
Biological process (GO): GPI anchor biosynthetic process
Cellular component (GO): endoplasmic reticulum membrane
Molecular function (GO): mannose-ethanolamine phosphotransferase activity
Source: RefSeq, a predicted model, not a curated record
UUUGUUUUAAUUAUUUACUCUACACUGGUGUGCGGUGUAUUUUUUUCUUCACGGAGAUAACUUCAUUUGCUAAUAGACCCGUGAAAAUUUCAAGAUAUUUUGGUUUAUUUCGAAUAAGGUCGUAAAACAAGAUUUUCGAUAAAAAAGUUUGGUGCGUUCCAUGAAUUCUGAAACGAAUUACCAACAAUAUUUGGAAAUGCAUUGUUUUAGAUGCAUUUGCUAGAUACGAAGUACAAAAACAGAUAUAUAAAUUAAAGUAUUAAAAUGAAGUUUGCUAUAAGUUUGGGAUUGGUUAUUUUGUGGUUGGCGUAUCUAAUUGCUUCUGGUGUAUAUUUAUUUUCUCGAGGUUUUCUGUUGUCUCGCGUUUCGAAGACGGAUGUGAGCUGUUGCCGGCACUUGUCAUUAGACCAGAAUGACGAAUAUUAUCUAACUGAAGAGGUUGUUCAAGAAAUAUUCAAAGAUGUAAACGCAUCUGCAAAUUUGUGUCUACCUCAAAAAUCUAAAGUAAUAAUAUUACUUAUUGAUGCAUUAAAAUAUGAGUUUGGUGUUUACAAGGAUAAUGUUAAGCAGCCCUUGCCAUACGAAAAUAAACUAACAGUGCUGCAUGAACUUCUGGAGCAUAUGCCGGAUCAGACAAGAGUUAUGCGCUUCAAAGCUGAUCCACCAACUACUACACUACAAAGACUUAAGGGUUUAACCACUGGAAGUUUACCCACAUUUGUUGAUAUGGGAUCAAACUUUGCUUCUCCAGAAAUAAAUGAGGACAAUAUUAUUGAUCAAAUGGUCAGAAAUCAUUUACCAAUAGUAUUUUUAGGAGAUAGCACGUGGACGGAUCUAUAUCCUAGGCGCUUUAAAAGAUCGUAUGCGUACCCUAGUUUUGAUAUAUUCGAUCUGGAUACAGUUGAUCGUAAAAUACAAAAGCAUUUGCCCAAAGAAAUGCAAAAGAACGACUGGCAAGUAUUAAUUGCUCAUUUUUUGGGAGUCGACCAUUGCGGACACAAAUAUGGACCACUUCAUGAGGAGAUGUCGCGUAAACUUAGUGAAAUGAAUGAUGUCAUUAGAAACAUUGUCGCUGAAAUGGAUGAUAAAACAACAUUAUUUGUAAUGGGUGAUCAUGGAAUGACAGCUUCUGGUGACCACGGUGGCGACACAGAAGAUGAAACCAAUGCUCUUCUAUUUGCUUAUACCAAACAAGGAAAUUUUUUCAAAAAUGAUUUUAAUUCUGACAACACAACACUGCAGCAGAUUGAUUUCGUGCCAACACUUGCCACCAUUCUCGGAAUACCAAUACCGUACUCCAAUUUAGGUUUAAUUAAUUUUAAUCUUAUUCCUGAUAUUCCUAUUCCUCACUUGAGUAAAAUGCAAACUCUAAUUUUACACGCCUGGCAAAAUGCGCAACAGAUUUAUAAGUACUUUUUCAAUUAUGCUUUAGAAAACAAACGAACAUUUAAUUUGGAUAAAAUGGAAAGCUUGGAAACUGAAUAUAUAUUGUUAACGCACAGAGUUAAAACAAUAUACAAUGAAAUUGCUUUUAAAUCAUUCGUUGGAGAUUUAAAUAUAAAUCUGAGACUAAUACUGAAUACUUGCCGUGAGAUAUGGGUUAAGUUUGAUGCAACACAAAUGUCACACGGGCUCUUUGCUACAUUUUUGCCAAUAUUUUUCUCUUUCACACUGACCUAUAAUACACGAUCAAUGGAUUUUUGUAAAAUUUUCCAAUUGAAAGAGGUGGGCUAUACUUAUCUUCUGAAUUUAGCAGCAGGAGUAUUUGGCUAUCGUUACUAUAAGAACUUUGCAUUCAAAACGGAAGAGCAUUCUAUUAUAUUUUUCACCAGCGUUAUAAGUACAUUGAUACUGGUAUUCCAUACAGUACAGAGCUGGCCAAUAAUUACAGAAAAUUUGUCAAAAGCAAAGCGAUUUGGUAACUUCCCCUCACGUUUGAUCUUAAUCAUAUUGUUUUGCAUAUUUUUCUCGAACAGUUUCAUCAUUCAAGAAGGCAAAAUACUGUCUUAUCUACUAGUAGCUGUCAUCUUUCUAAUGGUUUACGAACUUAUACAAAAGAGCGUCCGUGUGGACUUUAAGAAUAAAUUUAAAUUCCAACAAUUUUUAAAGUCCACUGCAUUUAAGUUGUUUGUGGCCAGUUUCCUAGCUAUUGCGUUAAUCCGUUUUGCAACAUCUCUGUUUCGUUGUCGCGAAGAACAAGGCAAUUGUGCAGAUUUCACUAACAAUGGCAAUUUAGGGGGAUUCUCACUUAAGAAACCCUCCGGUGCAAAAACAUAUAUACUGUCAGUGGUUAUAAUUGUGUUAUAUACAACGCUUAGUCGGAUCUACCUUCGUUCUUGCGGAAGUUUGACUGGAAAUUGUAUCAAUGUCUUGUUGGCCCGUUAUGGACCCACAAUAGCGAGUAUUUGUGCUGGUGGACACAUUCUCUUAUCGAACAGUGCUAUUAAGAACAUACAGAGAACACAUAUUGAUGCAAUGGCGGUAGUUAUUUACACACUAUUGAUUGUCCAGAUUAUCGUUGUUACCGUAUCACCCUUAAUGGUGUAUUUGUUACCACCCAAAAAUUCCUCAAGGAUUACAGUGAAUAGUACAGAGAGUGUGGUACCCGAAAUUUUCAAGAAAAUGAAACGAAUGUACGAAGGGGAUAAUCCAGAAGGAGGCAGUGAAAUUCCCGUAGUCUAUGGAUUAACUACUGUAUAUUCAUCAGUUAUAAUAUCAUUUGGAACAUUUCUAGCUAUGGUUUUAAUUGUUCUUUUGGAGCCACGCUCUUCAAUGGGUAUCGUUGCAUGCAUAGCUGUGGGAGCUAUAAUACUCUUACUUCAUGCUAUUUUGCGUUUUAGAACCGCAACAAAUUUUGAAACCUGUGUACAUCCUAGAUUCACUGCUGUAGUUGCAUGGUUUUUAUUGGCUCAUUUUUGCUUCUUCGCUACUUCCCAUCAAACAACACUGUCGCAAAUUGAUUGGCGCGCAGCAUUUGUAGGUCGAACUACCAACAUUGGACAAUCUAACAUUAUUUCCGCUGUGUUAGUGAUAUUCAAUACAUUUUGUGGUCAUGUUUUGUUCUUCUGCAUGUACGGCUUAUUAUCUACUGAAACCUUUUCGAUUUUUGCUCUUUUUCCAAAUCUUAUAAAAACAAAUUUUAACCGCGAACAACGUAAAAUUGAGAUUUCUGGAAUAGGCCGACCAUUCAAUUCAUCUGCAUCUAUGAAUGAACGAUCGCUAAGUGACAUCUCAAACGAAUGUGUUGGCUUUGACAUGACUCGCGGUGAAUUGACAUUAUACGAGCAGGAGUAUACAUUUAUUGGUACGGCUUUUAAAUUGGCUAUUCAAUUUUAUAUUUUGCAAGGAAUAAAGGUGUUAUGUUCCAUGGUGGCGUGUACAAUGCAUUGUCGCCAUUUAAUGGUUUGGAAAAUAUUUGCUCCGCGUUUUAUUUACGAAGGCAUUGCUACUUUUGUUAGCAUGCCAGCCAUUUUUAUAGGAUUUUUACUUAUUGUUCGCAUUCAUAAGGGAGUCGAAACUUUAAUUGGUAAAAUCAGUAAAAUGAAAUAAAUUGCAAUUUUAUAAUAUUAACUUAGGCAAAUUAAUAUUCUUUGU